Messenger RNA from Hermetia illucens (black soldier fly), 6626 nucleotides. RefSeq lists its product as uncharacterized. Gene Ontology annotation, molecular function: protein binding. NCBI's taxonomy places the organism in Eukaryota, Metazoa, Arthropoda, Insecta, Diptera, Stratiomyidae. The coding region runs from base 151 to 6576 and encodes 2141 amino acids. The transcript is spliced from 2 exons. The record is from RefSeq and is a predicted model, not a curated record.
CUGUUUGAGUAAAUCAUGUAGCUGAAAUCGUAAGUGUAAAAUGCUGUGGAUAUUUGCAACUUCACCCGACCAGUAAAGGAAUCUUCGACAGGUUGUCCGCAUCAAUAGUUUUAUAUAGUAUGGGGUCAAAUUCAAAGAUCAGGCAAGAAAAUGGAUCUAGAUGUUUUAGAUACAGAAGAGAAACUCUCAUCUCAAAAUCAACCCUCCACUUCAAGAGGAAGCGGAGAAAAUGAAGUUCCAUGGAAAAGGAGAAAAUUUUCUGAAGAUGAUUGGGAUAGAGUAUCAGACACAGACAGCACCAGCUCAAAUGAUAGUGCGAACAGUAAUGCCACUGUAGCCUCUGGAAUUGAAAUACAUAUCAAACGAUUAUCUAGAAAACGUAAGGCUUCUACGACACACUCCGACGAUUCGAGCUCCUGUAGUAAACGACGAAAGUAUUUUGUCGAUAAUUUGGAGAUGCCCAGUGAUGGCCUCAAACUUAACCAGCAUGGGACUUACUUUCAAUUAAACUUGUUGAAGUUGGUUUUAUGGCGUGCCUGCAUCCACAAUUACGCUGAGUUUCGAUUGGCCACUGAACUACCAGAAGCAGAGAAAUUCGAUGAUGUUUCAUUUCAAUACCGCGAAAAAUCAAAUGAAGGUUGGAAAUGUCGUUUAUAUCAGGCAAAACAUAAAGAGGGCGGUCGAACUUCUAUCAUCGAUAAAGCCAAUCUUCUUGCAGUAGAUGAUGACGAGGAUUUUAGUAUACAGAAAUAUUUCAGGUCACUAAUGCGAAUCGAGAGGCGUUGCAAGGAAGAGUCUUUAUAUUCAACAUUUUCUGGUGCAAAAGUUGAGGAUAUCGUCAUCAUAACAAAUGCUGAUUUCACAAAAGAAUUGAAAGGUUUUUUCGAGAUCGAUACAAAACAUGGUAUCAAAAAUGAUGCAUUACUUGGCUUCGAUGACAUGCCACUUGCUCAGAAGUAUAAGUUUCCGUACCUGGCAAAAAGUGCAAUGGCAAGGGAGCUCAUACCUAUUCUGGACAGUACUUCAGAUUUCAACAAACUUGUGCAGCUACUCGCUCCUUACAUUGUGAAUGGGUUCCAACUCGACAAGACUCUCCCAGUGGUGAAAGAGUAUAUAUUUGCUUUGAAAAGGCAUGUUUUUGAGCAUGGAAAACUGGAUAAAAACGAUGAAUUUUGUCUAAAAUUCUCAUCAAAUUUUUUGAAAACCGGCCAACAAUCCACUGAAACUCUCAAAUUUCGGAACGCCCUUCUUAAAGAAAUUGCUUUUUUGAAAAGCCCUCCACAAUUUAGAAUGGCAAAGAAUUUUGGAAUUGAUCAAUUUCCCGAUAAUCAAACAAAGUUGAAAGAACUAGGAAAAAAGUUUGCUACUUUUGUAGAGAAGAAAGAAGAAUUGAAAAUAGCGGAUUUCACUGACAGUCACACAGUUUUGGCAAAAGAAGUCAUUAAUUGCAGCACACGGAAGUUACGUAGUGCCUUCAUCAAUCCUGACAAUGUUCGGAUUCGCACUUUCCGGGAUCUAUUAAAAGGAGAAAUCGGCUCGUUAAGGAACGUGAAAAGGGUAACGAAUAAGGAUUUAGAGUCUCUACAAGUAAUUUGCUCGCAGGAUUUUGGCCAAGCAGGUCUGCCCAAUGACUUGGAUAAACUAGAUAGAAUUGCGGAUUCACUGGCAGCAGCGUUCAAGCAGAAAAAGGCUCUUGAUCCUUGUUUAGCGCCUGAAUUGAAUUUUUAUCAUUGCGCGCUGUCAAAAGAGGUGGUGGACAUAUCUACUGGGUAUCUUCACGAUGCGUUUUUAAAAGGAGAAGGUGAUGGGAAUUCCAAUAAAGCAAAUAAGUUACCAGCCAACACAAAGGUGUUUCGAAGACUGCUCAUCGAUAAAAUCAUAUCGGAUGAUAAGUUAUUUGAGAUGCGAGCUUAUUUUGAGAAAAUCCGUGUACCAAUUUCGAAAGGUCUGGCUGAAGACUUUCAAGCAGACAUGGACCCAAAAAUCGAAGGACCAAAAACAUUUGCAUUGCAAAUGCAUCAAAUUUUGACAUCGCAGGCAACUACAAAAAACUGUUUCGUUCUUAGUAAAAAUUGUGUUUUUGGAUCACAAACUGAUCUGAGGGUAUUUGAAGCAAAUAUUUGCGCUUUAGCGGAGGGAAAUGUGCUGAUUACCAGAUUUUCGAAAAUACGUUUUAGCACACAUUUCAUAGAGUCAGCGAAACUCUUAGGAAAUUUGGAUAUAUUCAGAAACGAACUAGUUGUUCUUCUUGGUCAUGAUAACUUCAAACUAAUAUCGGAAUGCUCGUUUGAUGUGCACGUGGCUGGCUUUCGACCUCAUCGCGAAGAAUCCAUCUUUCAAACACUGCCCCAACCUUGCAGUGACACCGAUUUUAAGGACUUCUUCGAGAAAUUGCGAUUCAUCGUCAAAUAUCCAAAUCGAUUGGAGAUAGACCAUUUGCUCGAGAACGAAAUGAGGGACCAGUUACGCAAUCUGAAUAGCAAGGCAUAUAAAGCGCUUUUCCAAGAAAAUCUGUACAGAUGGAUGACUGACCGCAUCGGCACUUUUUAUACGGCAGAAAAGGCUCGACAACUUUUCGACGAAAUCGACCGAGAUGUGCUUUGUUGGCCAAUGCAUGGCGUCAACAGAUCAUACUUUUCAUCAGUUCCUAUGAGGUAUGUCUUCAACACUCAAGCCGAUCUAAUUUCCAGUUUUCUCAAGAAUAACGAUGUAAAAGUUUUAAAUUUAAUAUUUGAAAAGCGACUACUUGGACGAAUGAGAAUCGUGCAAACUUUCUUGAACUUGCAAAAAGCAGACCCAGUUGAAACACGUGUGUAUACACGAACGUUUGGAUAUAUAUUCUUCAUGCUGAAGCAACUAGAGAACCCAGAUUUCUAUAAGGAAAUAGCGAGUAAUUUCGAUAGUGAACGUCAAUGGAAUUUAGUUGUCAUUGAGGCCAAUAUUCAGAAGAAGGUGCGGAAGCUCUACAAAAGACUGAAAACUUCUAUUAAACUAGAAAACCCAUCACGAAAGAUAAUCCUAAUAUCGGAGCCACAAGAUCGCAUUUCAAAUACAUUGGAAGAAGACCCUGUGCUUCAGAAGCUAUCGCGGAAAGAAAUUAUUAGAACAAGUUAUCAUGACUUAGUUGCCGAAUCACAAGAUAUGAUUUCGGAGAAGGGGAAAUUGUGGCUGCAGAGAUCGGAGCUAAAUGUAAACCAAAUAAUUGAUGACUCCCUGAAAGGCUUCAUCGACGCCAGCACCUUGGUCAAAUUUAUCGUUGGAGACCGUGUAAAGAUUGGCAAUAAACUAGAAUUUCCAGAAGGUUACGACCCAUCUCACUAUAUUGAUCGUUUCCUGAAUUUUUACGUAGAAAUCAAAAGUGAUGUGCGUAACAAAUGUGCUGAUGUUUUAAUUAUAAGUGAUUUCGAAGAUGACUUCAUUGAAGCUUGCCGAAGGUAUGAUGAAAAAGAAAAAAGGAGUAUACAUUGGCUUCGUUCAGUAUCUGGAAAACUGAUUUGGCAGAAAACCUGUGGUACAAUCUCAGCACUUGUGAGAUAUCGAGACGAGCAAAGGAUUGGUGUUAAUAUCGUCGGUCGCAAUCUUAUACCAAUCAACAAGUCGCCCGAUUCCACCAAUACUCAGAGCGAAAUCGAAGUGAUCAGCAGCAACGAGAAACUUUUGAUCAUCUCAAACGUUGCUGGAAUGGGCAAAACCACUGUCCUUUCGAGUAUUUCGAAACGCUUCAGAAUUAAUGACCGCAAAUUGUGGGUGGUACGAAUUGACCUCAACGACUACUCAUCUUUUUUUGACCAGGAGCUUUCUUAUCGCAUCGCAAAAAAGCCGAGACUCAAAUGUAAGGAUCGAGAUUCAGCUAUCAAAUUUUUUCUUGACUUACUUCAAUCGAAUGGAAAAUCUGAGCUCAAAACCGAUCUAGAAGUGAACCUUCUCGAAACUGUGCUAAAGCAGCCUUCCAAACUAAAAUUCAUCUUCCUUUUCGAUGCUUUUGACGAAAUUAGCCCCGGUUACAAGGACAUUGUCUUGGAUUUACUACUUGGUCUGCAGUUAAGUCAUGUUCAAAAAUUAAUCGUCACAACACGACCUUCAAUGCAACAGCACUUAGAACGAGGUUUGGGUAUGUUCGCUUGUACGUUACGUCAGUUCUCUAAGGACGAGCAAAUUACCUUCCUGAGAAAAUUUUGGGCAAAGCGAAUGAAGUCAUUGAAAGUAGAUCAACUAGUUGAAUCGUCCGUCUUGAGUGAACGAUUGAGCAUUUAUGCGAACACUAUUAUCCAAAAGCAAUCCGAUACAAUCAGUGAUAAGCACUUGGAAUUUACGGGAAUACCAUUGCAAUUAAGGUUUUUGGCGGAAAUUUUUGAGGAGAAUGAAGAAGAAUGCGACUGGCAGGGAUGUAAAGAGUUUAUCGGUUCAACGAAUGCCAUCCCCAAACUUCCAGAACGACUGAACGUGUUUGAUUUAUAUAGAAAGUUCAUCGAGAAGAAAUACUUCAUAUAUCGAAAGGACAAAAUGCGUCAGGACAUGACAAACGAAGCAACCAAAAUUGAGAGCCUUGAUUCCUUUAAGACAUUCAUGAAACAACAUCAAAAAUUAGCACUUUAUGCCACCUUUGACAAAGAAGAUCUAGAGGUGUUACUUUCUGCAUGUGGAGAUUUUGAUGAGGAAAUGGAGGAAAUCGUAACUUACAUGGAUCGAAUUGAGUCCGGGAGGGAAAUGCGUGGUAUUGUGAAUCAGAUUGUAAAUGGAAGACCACAUUUCAUUCAUCGAACAAUAUCUGAGUAUUUUGUUGCAGAUUACUUGGGCACAACUUUUGUUAGAAAAGUACAACAUCGAUCACUGCAUGAAUUACUCCUUACAAAAAUCUUACCCAGCGUAAUUGAAUUCAGACCAAUCAGAGCAUUUUUCGAAGCUUGGCUAAGCAGCGAGAAGCACCGAAUUUCAAGUAGUACAAAGAAAAUAUUCGCCGCGUCUAUCGUUGAUGUCUGGUUAAAAAACGAGAAAAAAGCUAAUUUUCUACAUGUCGCCUGUGAAGAAGGCUUCACGGAAACCGUGAGUUUUAUCUGUGAAUGCCUCAGAGACAAUGUCGAGCUUCUACGCGAGAUGGUUAAUUCUGCCAGCGGUGAGAGGACGAUGUUAUACCAAGCUUCAUUGGCAAAUAAUUUGGAUAUUAUUAAAAUCUUGGUGAAGUGUGGCGCAGAUGUAAAUACCCGUGUUUAUGGACAUACUGUAUUCCAGUCUGCAGUUGGGCAAGGACGCUUUCAAAUUUGUAAAUGGCUAGCCACACCAAAGGAAGAAGGAGGACCUGAUGCUGACAUCGACACAAAAGCUGAACUUGGACGCACUACGUUUGAUAGCGCAGUUCAUCGAGGAGACUUAGAUUUUUGUAAGUGGUUGAUCGAACGUGGAUUGAAGUUUAAUUCAAAUGAUAAUGUCGGACGCACGCCACUACAUGGUGCUGUACUUAGUGGACACUUACAUAUCGCUCAAUGGCUUAUCAGUAUUGGAGCAGAUAAAACUGAGUGCGAUAAAAGGGGUCGAAAUAUUUUGCACUAUGCAUGUAUGACCGGUCAACUAAAUAUUGUAAAGUGGUUGGUCACGCCAAUCGAUGAAAGUGGAUGCGGGAUGGAUAUCCAUCAUAAAGAUAACGCCGGCAUGUCUGUUCUGCACACUGCGAGCACUGCUAGCAAUCUUGAUUUAUUGGAAUGGUUUCUGGAUCAAGGAUUUGAAAUUAAUUCCACCGACAACGCGGGUAGAACCCCACUACAUUUAGCUGCUCAUUUGGGCCACUUAAGAGUAGUCCAGUGGCUAGUAAAGAAAGGAGCUGAUCCAAAGGCAGUUACUCAUACGGGUCUAACAGUUUUACAUCUUGCAGCGAACGCUAACAAGCCUGCAACAUGCGAAUGGCUACUUGAACAAGGCUUAGAUCCAUAUACUGCAAACCACAAUAACAUAUUCCCAAUUCAAAUGGCGGCUGUUAAAGGACACUUGGAAAUAGUUCAGAAGUUAUUAUUUGGAAAAAAUCCCACCUACGCAAGCCACCAAAAUGGCGAUACUCUCCUGCAUUUCGCAGCUUCAUCGGGUAAAAUUCCUAUAUGCGAGUGGUUGCUUCAACAUGAAGGAAUUAAGAAGGCUGGAUUACAUAUAAAUAGUAGUGGACGAGAUGGAGGCAAAAUGAUACAAAUUGCAACUCAAACGAAUCUAAAACUGUUAAAGUGGUUGAUCAGCAAUGGAGCGGACAUAAAUUGCAGAGACAAUAAUGGGUAUACCGUUCUGCACUAUGCAGCUGGAUAUGGGAAAUUGGAAAUUUGCAAGUGGCUAGUCAAGUCGAAGGAAGAGGGUGGUGCUGGAAUUGACGUGACCGUUAAAGCUCAUGGUGAUAGCACUGGUUUGCGUUUGUUUAUCGGAAAUGAAAGUGUGAAAUUAUUAAAUUUAUUUGUAGAGACGUCUCACCUCGAGGGAAAUAAUAGCAACCAAACUGCCUUAGAUAUAGCUCAAGAAAAGGGGCAUCGGCCGAUAGUGACAUUUUUAAAAGAUUAUAUUAAUAAGAAAUUUAAUUGUAGUAGUGAAAAAAUGCAAACUUAAGUAUUUGUGUCUGUAUGUAUGUAUUUUUAACGUUUUUCCAAUAAUAUAAA